AUGAUAAUCAAAUACUACGGACACAAUUCAUUGAAAAAAUUUGUUAAAGGGAAACCCAUUAGAUUUGACCACAAGUUUUGGGCCUUGUGUGGCGUGUCUGUAUAUUGUUAUAACUUUGAACUAUAUUGCGGUAAAAAUGAAGAUGAAAGUCAAUAUGAUGAUCUCACUCUUGGAAGCAGAGUUGUUCUUCAAAUGCUUGAAGUAGUAGAAGAUCUUCUCUCACACUGUGUAUAUUUUCAUAGUUUAUUCACAAGUUAUGAUUUGCUGGUUCACUUGUUAGGGAAAGGAUUCGAAGAAACAGGCACAAUGAGAGAAAAUCGACUAAAGAUAUGUCCAUUGAAAGAUUCACAAUUGAUGAAAAAGGAAAACAGAGGAUGUUAUGAUAACACAGUUGAUGUGACCAAUGAAAUACUUAUUGUCAAGUGUCUUGACAAUAAAUGUGUGUCAAAUAGUACACACUUUGAUGCAAUUGAACCAACUAGUAAUGUACUUCGCUAG
This is a messenger RNA of Octopus bimaculoides (California two-spot octopus), 498 nucleotides long. Its product is annotated as piggyBac transposable element-derived protein 3. Gene Ontology annotation, molecular function: sequence-specific DNA binding. The record is from RefSeq and is a predicted model, not a curated record. Lineage: Eukaryota; Metazoa; Mollusca; Cephalopoda; Octopoda; Octopodidae.